Molecule: messenger RNA, 2738 nt
Organism: Uloborus diversus
Lineage: Eukaryota; Metazoa; Arthropoda; Arachnida; Araneae; Uloboridae
Product: ankyrin repeat domain-containing protein 13D-like
Exons: 15
Coding region: 87-1865 (592 amino acids)
Cellular component (GO): cytoplasm
Molecular function (GO): protein binding
Source: RefSeq, a predicted model, not a curated record
GUCCGUGUGUAAUGAGAAUAAUCAUGAAAUUUAAAAUCUUUUGAUUAAAUAAGCUAGGUUUUUUAAAGCCUUUUUUUAAGAUUAAAAUGUCCAGCGGAAGAUUUAGAGAAGAGUAUCCUUUGCAUUGGUUUAUUUGGCAGAAUGAUUUUUCUGAACUUCAAAAGGCAUUAGAUUCAAAUGUGCAUGAUAUUGAAAAGUUUGAUUGUCGUGGAAGAACUCCUUUAUUACUGUCUGUUACUCUUGGUCGAUUGGAAUGUACAAGGGUGCUUUUAAAAGCAAAUGCCAAUGUUAAUGUUGAAACAAAAGAUGGAUUUUCAGUUCUUCAUGAAGCAAUAAGUACAGGUGACCCUGAGUUAAUCCAAGAAAUUUUGGAAAGAAGGGAUUAUCAGAGGUAUAGCAGUCGUGUUGGUGGAAUUCCUGAACUUCUUAAAAGGAUUCGUGAUACUCCUGACUUUUAUGUGGAAAUGAAAUGGGAGUUUACUAGUUGGGUACCUCUGGUAUCCAGAAUGUGUCCGAGUGAUACAUAUAAAGUCUAUAAAUCAGGAUCAAAUGUUAGAAUUGAUACAACAUUAUUAGGAUUUGAUCAGUCAAACUGGCAAAGAGGGAGUCGAAGCUAUGUAUUUAAAGGCCAAGAAGACAGUGCAACAAUGAUGGAGAUAGACCAUGAAUCAGGCCAGGUGUAUGUUGAACAAAUGAGAGUUCUCUCGCCUCAGCUAGAUGAUAUGCACGCCUUCCGUCCUACUUCCGAAUCAGUGUCUGCUCGCCUUACGACACCAAUUGUCACUACAUUUGUUGACACUGAUAAAAUCAAUUUUGAAAGAAAUAAAUCUGGCAUUUGGGGCUGGAGAAGUGAUAGAAGUGAAGUUGUGAAUGGUCAUGAAAGCAAAGUUUUUAGUGCAAACAAUGUUGAACUUGUUACAAAGACGAGAACAGAACAUUUAACUGAAGCUGAUAAGAUUCGGCAUAAAACCUCCCGAUCUCCACUACAAUCAUUAUUGGGCAUUGUUGAAGUAGAAGAAAAGAACCCCUCUGCAGUAGUCAAUGGUGAAAGUAAAAAUUCAACAGUAAAUCCUUGUCAUAUCACUCCAGAAGAGUAUUUUAAUCCGGAAGUAGACUUAGGAGGAAGGGAUAUUGGUCGUCCUCGAGAAAUUUCUACGAAGGUUCAAAAGUUUAAAGCCAAUUUAUGGCUUUGUGAAAAUUAUCCUUUAUCUCUUCCAGAACAGAUCCUGCCAAUUGUUGAUCUUAUGGCUAUUAGCAGCACCCAUUUUGCAAAAUUGAGAGAUUUUAUAACACUACAGUUACCCGCUGGCUUCCCUGUUAAGAUUGAAAUUCCACUUUUCCAUGUACUAAAUGCUAGAAUCACUUUUGGAAAUAUUUUUGCUCUUGAUGAAGCUGUGCCUGGUGUCACGCCAAUCGAAGAAGAAAAAGCUGUAGCAUGUGUAUUGGAUGACAAUUGCUUUGAUGUACCUUCUGGUUAUGUACGCCUAGGCUCUGACUCACUUCGUCCUCUCAGUAUCGAUGAAGAUGAUGAAUUAUUACAAUAUGCGAUACAGCAAUCCCUCAUGGAAGCAGGCAGUGAAGAAGAUCAAGUUACCAUUUGGGAAGCUUUAAGAGCUCAAAAACCAAAUUCAAAUGGAAGUGAAGAUGAGGAUCUACAAAAAGCUAUACAAGAAAGCUUAUCUGAAACACCUGCUGCACCUAAAGUUGUUGCUUCACCCAUGGAUGAUUUUAGGACGAGUGAAGAAACGCAGCUUGAAAUAGCUUUAAAACUUUCUCAGCAAGCUCGAGAGGAUGAGGAAAAACAACUCCAAGAAGAACAGGAAGUAUUAGAAAGGGUACUUCGGCUUUCCCUAGCUGAACAAUAACUGAAACAAAUUUGGGCUCUGUCUUCGGAAUAGAAAUGUGAUUUAGUUACUGAUGGCUUCAUCGUGCAUCAGGCUUUUAAGAAUUACGUGAAAGAGCUUGAUUUCGAGAUGUGGUGAAGACAAUAAUGAAAUUUCUUGUUAUAUGAAGUUUGAUGUUGAGCACUUGGCAACUGAAUGGAUAAUUAAAAGCUUUUUGCUUAGAUGAUAAUCCUAGAGCUUGCAGAUGAAGACCCAGAUGUGGUGAAUUGUUAAAUGGUUCUUUUAUUGUUUAUAUUUUAUAUACUUGCUAAUGCUGCAAAUCUGCAUUUUUUAUUUAAAAUUUAUACUCUGAUGACAAUAAAGCUUUUUAAUGUUGCUGUAAGAUAUAUUAAAAUAAUCAAUUACUUUUUUAAAUUGAUCUGAAAAUGCCUCAGGUAUUUUCUCACUGCCAUAUUACUACUCCCCUUGUUUGUCAAUAGAGAUACAAUUGAUUCUUUUGUUAUGUUUUUUUUUUCCUUUGAAGACUGUAACAAAACCUUGUCAUUCAAAAUUUAUUCAAUGGGGACCAAGUCUUGUAAUUGUAUGAUGCUUAAUUUUUAAAUUUCACCAUCGAUUUUCAGAUGUAAGGUUGCCAAUGCAUUUUGGUAAUAUUUAAAACUAGCUGACUAAUAUUUUGUGAAGCAUAUUUGUUUCACUUCUUGAAUAAUUCUUCAAUACGUUGAUCAGUUAUAUCCCACUGAACUCAAAAAUGCAGCAAAAUAAAGGGCUUAAAAGUUCCUUAAUAUUUAUUUAGAUUAGCAUGUCCUUAUUUAAACUCCAACUCCUUCAUUACCAAAUGGGCCAGUCAUAAUUUUGAGGCAAUCAUAGAUGAACUUAUUGAGAGAAGAAUUUUGA